GGUUCAACACUAGUGGCUUUCCUUCACUGGGUCCGGCUGCGGCUACCCUGAUGAGCAGCGGAGGGCACCAUGUGCGUUCCUUUAAGAGGACUCCUUGGCCGUUGUACCAGCGGGACACGGGAGAUCCGGGCGGCCCCGGGUGAGUGUGCGCGGGGCGGCGGCCACGGCGGGGGGCGGAGGAUGGCUCUGGGCCCACAUUUUUCCCCCUGCCGCCGGGACAGCGCGGCGGGCAUGGCAGAGAUGCGGCCGGGGCCAGUGGUUGGAAAACAGCUCAACGAGCAGCCGGACCACUCGCCCCUGGUCCAGCCCGGCCUGGCCGAACUGAGGCGCCGGGCGCAGGAGGAGGGCGUCCCGGAGACCCCGCAGCCGCUCACAGACGCUUUCUUGUUGCGAUUCCUGCGCGCCCGGGAUUUCGACCUGGACCUGGCCUGGCGCUUAAUGAAAAACUAUUACAAAUGGCGAGCAGAAUGUCCAGAACUAAGUGCAGAUCUACACCCUAGAAGUAUCCUUGGACUUCUGAAGGCUGGCUACCAUGGAGUUCUGAGGUCCAGGGAUCCGACUGGCAGUAGAGUUCUCAUUUACCGAAUUUCCUAUUGGGACCCAAAAGUUUUUACAGCCUAUGAUGUAUUUCGUGUAAGUCUGAUCACAUCAGAGCUCAUUGUACAGGAGGCGGAAACUCAACGGAAUGGAGUCAAGGCUAUAUUUGACCUGGAAGGCUGGCAGAUUUCUCAUGCUUUUCAAAUUACCCCAUCUGUAGCCAAGAAGAUUGCUGCUGUAGUUACAGAUUCCUUUCCAUUGAAAGUUCGUGGGAUCCAUUUGAUAAAUGAGCCGGUCAUUUUCCAUGCUGUCUUUUCCAUGAUUAAACCAUUUCUGACUGAAAAGAUUAAGGGCCGGAUUCAUCUGCAUGGGAACAAUUAUAAAUCAAGCCUACUUCAGCACUUCCCAGACAUUCUUCCUCUGGAAUAUGGUGGUAACGAGUCCUCCAUGGAGGAUAUUUGUCAGGAGUGGACAAAUUUUAUAAUGAAGUCUGAAGAUUAUCUCAGCAGCAUUUCUGAGACUAUCCAAUGAAAAGUUGUUUCCUGUGAAUGACUUCAUCUAAAAUUCAAGGAUGGGAUUCUAUCUGGUUACUAAACUCAAGACCAAACCUUCUAAACGAAUUGAUCCUUAUCUGAUCUUUAAACACACAACAUGGAUAUUUGGAGGAUGUUUUAAUUUCUACAAUGCUCUGUUCCUUUUAAAUUAAUUAAAUGUUAGGAAAGAAGAUAUUUCUGUUUUCCCUUGAAAAGCAAACAGCUUCAUCUAAAGUAGUUGUUCCAGUGUAUCUUUGUAUGGUUCAGGAAAUUUUAUCUUAAACAAAACUUUAUGAUCCCAUUGUUUAAUACUAGAUUGAUGGUUAUCUACUGGAAAGAAAUACUGUAUGCAUCAACUGAUGGUGAAACAAUAUUAAUGCUCAGUUGAGAUUGGUAUCAGCUCAUAAAUCAGGUUGCAGUCUGAAUACAGAUUAAUUAGUUCAUCUCAGGUAAAUCCUACUUUAGCAUAUGCACAAUAGAAGCCUUUCAAUGUCAGUCUACAUACUAUAAUAUUGUAAUCAAUGAAAUCACUAUGGUUGAUAAAGGUGAUUCAGAACUUAAGAAAAAUUUCUGGGCACAGUAGAUGGUUUCUCAUACUGUCUUGUAUUUUCAAAUAAGUAAAGAAUAUAAUUAUGGCUUCUGUUUAUAGACAGGGAAGUAGAGGUAUAUGUCUUUUACAUAGACUUGAAAAUUUAAGAGAACUACAUAAAUGAAAGGAGAUGUUUACAUUUUAAACCAUCAGCAGCGAUACCUAGUAUUUUUCAGAAUAUUCAUAAAUAAUUUGAUUUUAUUCUGAGAUAAUUGACUAUUACCUCAGAAUAUUCUGUUUAGUUUAAACAGUCAGUAGCUGGGAUGUGCGGUCUCUACCAUAGUGCAGUUCAUUUCUAAGACUUUCAUUCAUUGAGAAAGAUGUGAUCUCAUCCCGUAUUCAGCCCAGCCUUCAAUUUGGCACAUAGGUUUAUACUUGAUGUUUCUAAUUAAUUUUAUUUUAAACUGGAAUGAAUACAAGGUAGAGAACUUAAUGAAUUUAUGUUCAAGUAGUUAGACUUCUACAUUAAUUUCAUAAGAGUAUCUUUGUACAAGGAUAUUUUUCAUUGUACAAGGGUGUUUUUCUUUAUAAGAAAAUAAGUCUAAUCAGAUAAGCUGAUACUCAUGAUUCUCUGUACAUAUACUUCUGACAAAACUGAAAGGAGGUGCAGAUAGAUGUUCUUUAGAGAACGUGUUUAAUUUUGAUUUAGCAACUAGACGUUAACUUUACUAUUUAAUUUUACUAAGAAAAAUCUUGCCUUUUUCUUAAAAAUAGUCUUCUUUACUAAAUUAUACAAUUAAAAUUAUAUAAAUAAGAAUAAUAGAAAAUAAGUUAAGGAAAUAAACAGUAAUAAAACACCUCUGGCUUAUCAAACUUUUAAUCAUGAAGGAAACCCUGAUGUCACUUUAUUUACAUAUGACUCUGUGAAGGAAUGUAAUGGUACAUUACAAUAGAAGCUAAUGUUUUAAAUGUGUACAGUAGUGAAAUAAUUAACAAUAAACUGGAGUUUAAAAUGUCAGUCAAUGUAAGUACAUUCUAUGAUGGGGCUUUGAAAAUGUUUAUUCCAUGAAGCAAUUCUACAAAGAACAUCGAUGAGCAAUGUGGGUAAACUGUUUGGAAGGUGCUGGGCAAAUAACUGGAAUUCUCUAAGUGGCUUCACCGCACUGUACCAGAAACAUAUUCUGAAAGCCAGAUCCAUCAGUGCUCACUGUGCUGCCGAACUUCACAGUAAUUUACUUUACUGUUGUUAAAAAUAAACAUCGCUCUUGUAAACUGUGGUGUUAACAUUUUUCUAAAAUGUAAAGGAGGCAUUCUUUUUACAAAAGAGAAAUGCUUUAUCUUUCAGAAAAAAAAAUGAAGCAAAAACAUCUUAUCCAUUAUCUGAAUGUUGAUUCCUUUGCUUAUAAGUUUUAGGUGCAGGUGGUUUCUCCUGUUGCUUCUCUUCCUUCGGUGUCUUUUUGCUAGAUCAAGUGCAGAUGCUGUACCACAAGCUCUAGUUCCUCUAGUCCCAGCUUUGAGAAAUCUGAUUUUGGAAUUCAUGUUCAAUUUUACUUGGAUAGUUAACAUUUCUAAGAAUUAAAAUCUAUUAAAGAAACAUAAAUUAUC
Molecule: messenger RNA, 3204 nt
Organism: Rattus rattus (black rat)
Lineage: Eukaryota; Metazoa; Chordata; Mammalia; Rodentia; Muridae
Gene: Ttpa
Product: alpha tocopherol transfer protein
Exons: 5
Coding region: 70-1068 (332 amino acids)
Cellular component (GO): membrane
Molecular function (GO): phosphatidylinositol bisphosphate binding
Source: RefSeq, a predicted model, not a curated record